AUGAAUCCUCGUGCUUCUCGAUUUCCAUCUAUGCCCGUUUUCGGUUUUCUGUUGCUAGUUACACUCGGCAACAGCCAGCUCGACUACAAAUUUUACGAGAAAAGUUGUCCGAACCUGACAAAGAUUGUGAGGUUCGGAGUUUGGUCAGCAAUGGUCAACGAGACAAGGCUUGCUGCCUCUAUUCUGCGCCUUCAUUUCCACGACUGUUUCGUGAAUGGAUGUGAUGGGUCGAUAUUACUUGAUAGUAACAGCGCCUUCACUGGAGAGAAAAACGCAUUCCCCAAUCGUAACUCGGCCCGCGGGUAUGAAGUCAUUGACUCGAUAAAAGAUAAAGUCGAAAAGGCUUGCCCAUUAACCGUCUCUUGUGCUGAUAUAUUGACUAUUGCUUCAAGAGAGGCUGUCUUUCUGAGUGGAGGGGGCUUUAUUCCUCUGCCUUUGGGACGUCGAGAUGGCCGAACGGCUAAUGAGACUGCAGCUAAUACCGACCUUCCCUCGCCUUUCGAGUCCUUGGAGAAUAUCACUGCAAAGUUUAUAGCAAAAGGCCUUGAUAUGAAAGACAUGGUUGUACUCUCAGGCGGCCACACUCUCGGUUUUGCUCAAUGCUUCACGUUCAAAUCGAGGCUUUUCGACUCUGAUGGGGCGGGAAACCCAGAUCCGACACUCGACUUGUCUCUUUUGACCCAACUGCAGGGCUUAUGCCCGAAUCAACCCGAAUCGGACACCAACUUGGCGCCUCUGGACCCCACGUCGAGCAAGUUCGACAAUGGGUAUUUUAAAAGUCUCGUUAACAACUCGGGCCUUCUGCAGUCUGACCAGGCUCUGAUGAGCGACAACAAGACGGCUGCAUUGGUUUUGAAUUACGUGAAAUGGCCGUUUAUGUUUACGAAGGAUUUCGCUGUUUCGAUGGUGAAGAUGAGCAGCAUAGGUGUGCUCACAGGGCAGCAAGGGGAGAUUAGGAGAAACUGUAGGGUGGUGAAUUAG
Molecule: messenger RNA, 981 nt
Organism: Striga hermonthica
Lineage: Eukaryota; Viridiplantae; Streptophyta; Magnoliopsida; Lamiales; Orobanchaceae
Source: the annotation of a GenBank genome assembly